AAAAUCUCGGUGGAAGGCCUCGAAGAGCCGGGAGAUUACGGGGCGGGGACGAGCUGUCGCGCUCGGGGGCUCGUGGAGGAGCGGGACCCCGAACGUACCGGCGCGGGAGAGAGGCGACCCCAGCCCCGGAUUCGCGACCCGGAGCUCGGGACUGGUUGGUUAGAAGCAUUGCAAAAGAGUUCACUCCUAGGAGAUUAAGAAGUGAGGCUUAAUCUGGGCCCCAAGAGCCUUUAAUCAGGGUUUCCCUCAAGACAUGGAGCCUGAGGCGGAGUGCUUUGGAAUUAUAGGAAGAAGGGGUUCUUGUUUGGAAGUCCAGGGGAGAAGUCUCCAGCGGUGAACAGAGAGCCCGGUGAGCUGAGGGCACCAUGGCCACGUCAGCCCCACUGCGGAGCCUGGAAGAGGAGGUGACCUGCUCCAUUUGCCUUGAUUACCUGCGGGACCCUGUGACCAUCGACUGUGGCCACGUCUUCUGCCGCAGCUGCACCACCGACGUCCGCCCUGUGUCCGGGGGCCGCCCCGUCUGCCCGCUCUGCAAGAAGCCUUUCAAGAAGGAGAACAUCCGGCCUGUGUGGCAGCUGGCCAGCCUGGUGGAGAACAUCGAGCGGCUGAAGGUCGACAAGGGCCAGCAGCCGGGAGAGGGGGCCCAGGAGCAGCAGGACACACGGCUGUGCGAGCGGCACCAGGAGAAGCUGCACUACUACUGUGAGGACGACGGCAAGCUGCUGUGCGUGAUGUGCCGGGAGUCCCGAGAGCACCGGCCCCACACGGCCGUCCUCGUGGAAAAGGCUGCCUUGCCCCACAGGGAGAAAAUCCUGAACCACCUGAGCACACUAAGGAGAGACAGAGACAAAAUUCAAGGCUUUCAGGCGAAGGGAGAAGCCGAUAUCCUGGCUGCAUUGAAGAAGCUGCAGGACCAGAGGAAGUACAUCGUGGCGGAGUUUGAGCAGGGCCAGCAGUUCCUGAAGGAGCGGGAGCAGCACCUGCUGGAGCAGCUGGCGAAGCUGGAGCAGGAGCUCGUGGAGGGCCGGGAGAAGUACAAGACCCGGGGCGUCGGGGAGCUCGCCCGCCUGGCGCUGGUCAUCUCGGAGCUGGAAGGCAAGGCACGGCAGCCGGCAGCAGAGCUCAUGCAGGACACCAGAGACUUCCUGAACAGGUAUCCACGGAAGAAGUUCUGGAUUGGGAAACCCAUUGCCCGGGUGGUUAAGAAAAGGACUGGCGAAUUCUCAGACAAGCUCCUGUCUCUGCAGCGAGGCCUGAGGGAAUUCCAAGGGAAGCUGCUGAGAGACUUGGAGUAUAAGACAGUGAGCGUCACACUGGACCCACAGUCAGCCAGCGGCUACCUGCAGCUGUCAGAGGACUGGAAGUGUGUGACCUACAGCAGCUUGUACCAGAGUGCCUACUUGUACCCCCAGCAGUUUGACUGUGAGCCAGGGGUGCUGGGCAGUAAGGGCUUCACCUGGGGCAAGGUCUACUGGGAAGUGGAGGUGGAGAGGGAGGGCUGGUCUGAGGACGAAGAGGAGGGCGACGAGGAAGAAGAGGGAGAGGAGGAGGAAGAGGAGGAGGAGGCUGGCUAUGGGGACGGCUACGAGGACUGGGAAACCGACGAGGACGAGGAGUCCCUGGGUGAGGAGGAAGAGGAGGAGGAGGAGGAGGACGAGGAAGUUGUGGAGAGCUGCAUGGUGGGAGUGGCCAGAGACUCUGUGAAGAGGAAAGGGGACCUCUCCCUGCGGCCCGAGGACGGGGUGUGGGCGCUGCGCCUGUCCUCCUCAGGCAUCUGGGCCAAUACCAGCCCCGAGGCCGAGCUCUUCCCCGCGCUGCGGCCCCGAAGAGUGGGCAUCGCCCUGGAUUAUGAAGGGGGUACCGUGACAUUCACCAACGCGGAGUCACAGGAACUCAUCUACACCUUUACUGCCACCUUCACCCGGCGCCUGGUCCCCUUCCUGUGGCUCAAGUGGCCAGGAACACGCCUCCUGCUGAGACCUUGAGCUUUGACACCUGCCCAUGGCCACAUCCACAGAUGCUUUACUUCUCAGAUUCCGGAACUCUCUGACGGGGGUGGGGUGGGAGUGGGGGCUGCUCUGGGAGUGACCAGAGCACCUGGAGCAAGGGAGACUGGGGACCGGAUCUCCCCUCCCCCGACUUCCCCAUGGUGGGGGCCCCAUGAGGCCUCAGUGCUGUUGCUGCAUCUGCCCUGCCUCGAUCUGGUUCUUCUCCCUCCCGCUGGUUUCCCGUGGGCGUCUCUGAGGCUCCCUUGCUCCCCGCAGCCCUUUCCUCUGGGUUGUGCACUCUUGUUGACCGCGGGGCCGAGGCAGCACUGUCUUGCCCAGGAAGGCAGCCUCUGCCAGGUGGGCUGGUGAGACCACUCGGUCCUGCCUGAGAGCACUGCGCUGUCUCUGAGUCCCUCUGGGUCCCCUGGCCCAAAGCCACUCAGUGCCCACCUUCCCUGGCGUUUAGCAGACCCUGCACCCCCACACACCUGAAAAUGCUGAAAGUAAGCAGGAUGCAAGGUCUCGGUGGCUUCCCUGGCCUGCGUGGGGAGGGGGGGGGGAGGAGGCUAUCAUUGCCCUACGAGGUCCAGAGCAGGCUCCAUGCUUCUCUGAAACCAGGGCUGAGCUAGGAGGCUUCUGUAGCUAAGGAGGUGGGGCUCUGGCAAAGAUCUGUGGCCAAAAGACUAUCUCUUUGUAUGGGUCCUCGUGAGGGGAGGUUUCUCACGAAUCCAAAGUCCCAGGAACUCAAGUUCCUGUUGAUCAGCACAUCUGAAAACAACAGGGCAGACACCCAGUAGAGCAGCCCCUUCUGACUGUUCUUUGCUGAGCUGUCGUCCCCUAGUCCUAUUCAGCAGCCAGGUUCCUCUUCCUGGAGACGGAAGGUGGUGGUGUGGGGAGAGGGGAGGCAGGAGUCCUCAGGAGCCCACCAGGUCUUGUCAAAGGAGGAACCAAAGUUUCCGAAUUAACCAUAGACCCCACCCAAGCCCCGGCCUUUGUCCAGGUGCCCCGAGGGCCCGCAGUUUACGUCGGGCUCCCUGCUCCAGCAAAAGCGAUGUCCCAGUCUUUGUUCUUAGCCAUUCCGAGUGCUCUGCCAGUCCCCUGCUUAUCCAGGUUUUUAAUUCCUGUGCCCUGCUCCCCACUGCUGUGGUUCCAUGGCCACCGCAUGUGUCAAGAGUUGCCACUUUGUACAUAUCACAUGCUGCCUGAGUCACUGGUACAUCUUUUGCCUCUAGUUUUGUAAGCUCCUGGAGGGCGGCUGCCAUCUCUUAGACUUCUCUUGUACUAUUCUUGGCACCUAGUGCAGUGCUGGGCACAGAGUAGGUGCUCAAUAAAGAUUUAUUGAAUGAA
This is a messenger RNA of Oryctolagus cuniculus (rabbit), 3335 nucleotides long. The record is from RefSeq and is a predicted model, not a curated record. Lineage: Eukaryota; Metazoa; Chordata; Mammalia; Lagomorpha; Leporidae.